AUGCUUGGUCACAGAUUGGGACCUGUUUCGACCAAAAUGUUUGAUGCCGUUUGUAAAAUGCAGGCAUCCCGAAAUCUUGAUGCUGAUCCAAGCGAUAGGCUACGUUCACGAUUAGAACAAAAUGGAAAACUUGAGGAUAUUCAUGAGGAAAAAAAUAUGAUGCUCCAUAAAACCGAGGAAGGAAAUCUAGGAAAAGCGGUCGUGGACAAUACCAAGAAUGUAUUUCGCAACAUGAAACCCGCAUUGCAGCCAAUUUUAGGUAUAACCUCAGAAGAAUACGACGAAAUGAUGAAUGUAUUUGGAAGAGAGUUAGAAGAUAAUGCCAGCUAUCUCGAUGUUUGUCGUGCUUAUGGGCGUAAGAAAAAUAUUUGA
This is a messenger RNA of Acaulospora morrowiae, 372 nucleotides long. The record is from the annotation of a GenBank genome assembly. Lineage: Eukaryota; Fungi; Glomeromycota; Glomeromycetes; Diversisporales; Acaulosporaceae.